This is a messenger RNA of Pyricularia grisea, 1158 nucleotides long. RefSeq lists its product as uncharacterized. NCBI's taxonomy places the organism in Eukaryota, Fungi, Ascomycota, Sordariomycetes, Magnaporthales, Pyriculariaceae. Bases 1 to 1158 code for a protein of 385 amino acids. The transcript has a single exon. The record is from RefSeq and is a predicted model, not a curated record.
AUGGGGGUCAACUCCAGCAAGUCCGCAACCCUCAAGACAGUAGCAUCGACCAAAGAUGCUAGCCAGAACAACAAGCGAAAGGCCUCGGGCAAGAACUCGCUCUGCUCGGGUUGCCGGCGGGCGCGGCAGCAGCCCGACUGGCCGGACCGGCUGCUGAGCGCCAUGGCGUGGCUGUACUGCAGCCGCUGCAAGAUGGAGCACCGGGCCUGGCUCUUCUCGGCCGACCAGCGGCGCCGACCCUGCCGCAAGCGCAUCUGCAUCGGCCACGAGGGCCGCCUCCGCAUCUGCGCCCACAAGGCCGUCUCCUGGGCCAUGCUGCGCAGCGUCGCCGAGGCGGACGGCUGGGACGGCGCCACCGCCGCCGACGUCGGACUGCCCCAGCUCGUGGCCGGCUGUGGGAGGGACUGCGUCGCCGCGGCUGGGCCGAGCAUGGGUGCGGGUCCCGGAGCUGCUGCGGAUCCACGCCUCACCAUGUCCAUCACCCCGUCGGGCGGCUGGUUGUUGAGGGUGGGCUGGGCGGUGUAUGUUGGUGGAGAGGAUGGCGGCCGCACCCUCCCGACGGCGGACCAGCUCUUCGAAAGGCUGGCUGAGCUGCGGGCUGCGGUGGGGAUGCACAUUUUCCGCGGCAACUCGGCGGUGGACUUCCCCGAGGUCGGCACCCUCGAUCCAACAGGGUGCCAGUGUCUCCUGGUCCACGAGGACUCGCCCAAGACGACCGGUGUCUGCGUGGGGAAUGCGCGGCGGGCCGGGACGUGUCUGACCAGGGACGGGGGCUGGCCGCCAAACGACCACGAGGAGGCGCUGCUGUGCCGGAGGGACGCGGUGCGGAUGGCGCACGCCGUGUACGGGAGGAGGCAGUGGACGCCAAAGAACACGGCCGAGUACGUCUUUACCCUGUCGAGGUACGAGACGGACAACACGUACACCGCCAGCUGGGCGCGCUAUAUCUACCUGCCUCAGUCCGAGGCCGUCGAGUCCAUGACGAGUUGUCCGUUGAGCUGGUGUCUGGCGCUCGACCCGGACUCGUAUCGACUGACCAAGGAUACUGAAGGGCUGAAUGUGUAUUGGUGCCGGGAAGAGGAAUGCAUGAACCAUUAUCAGUAUAGGGGGCCGCCAGAGGUGGACAGUUCUCAGAGCAGGCCUUCACCUUGUGCCUGA